Sesamum indicum (sesame) is the source of this 903-nucleotide messenger RNA. NCBI's taxonomy places the organism in Eukaryota, Viridiplantae, Streptophyta, Magnoliopsida, Lamiales, Pedaliaceae. The record is from RefSeq and is a predicted model, not a curated record.
AUGAUUGGCGCCGUCUGUGGGAACCUUUAUCUCGACACUGAGUAUGCAAACCAGCUCCUCCAAGACGUAGCCCUUUCGCCCCCAAACAUUCUAGCCGAAGCGCUCCCUACAGGCCUCAAGGUCUCGAAUCUAUCGGACUAUGAUGGAACGAGAGACCCACAAGAACACUUAGACAAAUUUUAUGCCAAGAUUGAUUGGUACGAUUUGAGUGACGCCGCUUACUGCAAGGUCUUCCACACUACGCUGUCGGAACGUGCAUUAGCCUGGUUCAACCAACUGCUCGUUGGAACUAUUUCUAACCUUGAGCAGUUGGUUCAACGUUUCUUGCAUCACUUCUCCAUGAACAAAAAAGUUCUGAAAACGGCUGCAUCUCUAUUCACCAUUAGCGAAAGGGAGGGCGAAACUUUGAGAUACUACAUCCAAAGAUUUAUGGACGCAGUGCAUGAAGUUCCCCAGGUUAAUCAUGAGUUGUUGGCAAGUAUUAUCCAACAAAACCUGCUACCAAGAAGAUUCAAGGAGUCCAUAGUCGGCAAGCCCCCUAGCACUAUGGAAGAUUUGCUCGUGCGCACCCAGAAAUACAUCUGGAUUGAGGAGUCUAAUGCUUGGGAUCCUUCCUUUAGCGGCAAAAGGAAGGGUCGGGAAGAGGAAAAUGAGCCGACAAAGAAAGAGGAACGCAAGCAUGUACCUCCGGCGGGGUUUGCUCACUAUACCCCCUUGAACGCUCUUAGAGGGGAGAUAUUAAUGGUGGCGGAACAACAAAGGCUAAUCAGUCAAUGGCUGGCAAAGAUGAAAGAUAACCCCAAGAGACUUAAAUCCGAUAAGUACUGUCGUUUUCACCUGGACAGGGGACACACGACGGAGGAAUGCCAUCACCUGAAGAAUGAGAUAGAAAAAUUGAUCUAG